UUUUCUUACUUACAAUAAUACACUCUCUUCCUUGACGGGGCUAUACGAAGAAGAAGACCCCUGACUUGGUCAUCGUCGUCUCAUUUCCUUAGUUCUUCUUCACACCAAUUAACCAAAACUCUCAAACUCUUCUGCUUCUUCAUUCCAACUUCCUUGUCCGUCUCAGAUUUUUUUUCCCCUUAUGACCUAAGAUUCUUUCUUUCUUGAAACCUUGAUUUUGGACAAGAAAAUGGCUUCCCGCAACGAGAACGAUGAUCUUCCCAUGCUUCCAAUUUCAGACUCAUCAUCUCGUACCAGAGAUUUCACUUCCAGGAGUCGUAGCGUGUCCCUCUCAAACCCUACUUCUUCCAUUGACGGAUUCGACAACUCAGCUGUGGUUUUAGGCUACACGGGUCCUCUUCGAACUCAGAGACGUCCUCCUUUAGUUCAAAUGAGUGGUCCUCUUACCUCUACUCGCAAACCUGAACCUCUCUUUCUUCCUCAUCCUUCUACUACUACUACUGCUACUUCUUCUGGUGCCUCUUCUCAGCUUGACGAUGAGUUCGUUUUGAACCACGCGAAUCUCUUGAAAUCUGGACAAUUGGGGAUGUGUAAUGAUCCUUACUGUACUACUUGUCCUUCUUAUUACAACCGUAAGACGGCUCAAAUCCCUCAUUCCAGAGUCUCUGCCCUUUUUGAUUCCACGUUCCAUAAUGCUCUGUAUGAUGAUGCUAAAGGUUGGGCUAGGAGUUUUGUUUCCUCUGCUAAUAGAUACUUUCCUGGAAUCAUGAAUCCUCAUGCCAAAGUGGUUCAAAGCUGGACUAAAUUCUUUGCCCUUUCAUGCUUGUUAGCUAUUUUUAUUGAUCCUCUCUUCUUCUUCCUCAUCAAAGCCCAAGAGAGAAACAAAUGCAUUAUGAUUGAUUGGCCAAUGACUAGAGCUUUUGUAGCUGUAAGAAGUGUAACAGAUGUUAUGUUCUUUUUUAACAUUCUACUACAGUUCCGAUUAGCUUAUGUAGCUCCAGAGUCUACUGUGGUUGGUGCUGGCCAGUUAGUUAGUCAGCCGAAGAAAAUUGCCCUCCAUUACCUCCGAGGAAAGUUUUCCCUUGACUUGUUCAUAGUGAUGCCACUUCCACAGAUAUUGAUAUUAUGGAUAAUACCAAAACACUUGGGGGUAUCCGGAGCAAACUAUGCAAAAAACCUUUUAAGAGCUGCAGUUCUUUUCCAAUACAUUCCAAAGUUAUAUAGACUUUUACCAUUUCUUGCUGGACAAACACCGACCGGUUUCAUAUUUGAGUCAGCCUGGGCCAAUUUCGUUAUUAAUCUUCUCACCUUCAUGCUUGCUGGACAUGUUGUUGGCUCUUGCUGGUAUCUUUUUGGUCUGCAGAGAGUUAACCAAUGCCUUCGAAAUGCUUGCGGUAGUCUUGACCGUGGAUGUCGAGAUCUUAUAGACUGUGGUAAUGGAAAUAGCAGCGAUGUACUAGCACGAGCUACCUGGAGAAAUAAUGAGAGUGCCAGUGCUUGUUUCCAAGAAGAUGGUUUUCAUUAUGGAAUCUAUUCGAAAGCAGUCAUUCUUACCAAUCAUUCUAGUCUAUUCACAAGAUAUAGUUACUCUCUCUUCUGGGGGUUUCAGCAAAUCAGCACUCUUGCUGGUAACCAAGUCCCAAGCUACUUUCUAGGGGAGGUGUUCUUUACCAUGGGUAUCAUUGGAUUGGGACUUUUGCUUUUCGCUCUACUUAUUGGUAAUAUGCAAAAUUUCCUUCAAGCUCUUGGUAAAAGGAAUAUGGAAAUGACGCUAAGACGGCGUGAUGUGGAGCAAUGGAUGAGCCAUAGACGGUUGCCUGACGGUAUAAGAAAGAGGGUGCGAGAAGCUGAACGGUUCAACUGGGCUGCUACUAGAGGGGUUAACGAAGAAUUGCUCUUUGAGAAUAUGCCUGAUGACCUUCAAAGAGAUAUAAGACGACAUCUCUUCAAAUUUCUCAAGAAGGUGAGGAUAUUUUCCUUGAUGGAUGAAUCAAUCUUAGAUUCCAUCCGUGAGAGGCUGAAACAGAGGACUUACAUAGGGAGUAGCACAGUGUUGCACCGCGGAGGACUAGUUGAGAAAAUGGUAUUCAUAGUGAGAGGUGAGAUGGAGAGCAUUGGAGAAGACGGUUCUGUUCUUCCAUUAUCGGAAGGCGAUGUUUGUGGUGAAGAACUCCUCACUUGGUGCCUCGAACGCUCUUCUGUAACCCCCGAUGGGACGAGGAUAAGGAUGCCAGCAAAAGGGUUGCUUAGCAAUAGAAAUGUUAGGUGUGUGACAAAUGUAGAAGCGUUUUCGCUGUGUGUAGCAGAUCUUGAAGACGUAACGAGCUUGUUCUCGAGAUUCCUAAGGAGCCAUAGAGUCCAAGGAGCCAUAAGGUACGAGUCUCCAUAUUGGAGGCUACUAGCGGCUAGGCAGAUUCAGGUGGCGUGGAGAUACCGUAGGAGACGGCUUCAUAGAUUAUACACUCCUCAGUCUAGUUACAGCCGUUAGUUUGUAUUCUUCAUUCUUGAUGAUUAUAUUGUAAGUUUGGUGGUUUGUUACUUGGUUGUCACAUAGAUGUUAUAUAAGAUGUAGCUCAAUGCUUCACUUGAAUUCAGUUUUUUUCUUUUUCUUUUUUUCUUUGUCAAUUAGUGACCUUCUGAAAGUGAGAAAAUGAAUGACUCAUUUAAGAGAGGAAAUGUCAGUUUCAAUUCAGUU
This is a messenger RNA of Camelina sativa (false flax), 2695 nucleotides long. Its product is annotated as putative cyclic nucleotide-gated ion channel 20, chloroplastic. Gene Ontology annotation, molecular function: monoatomic ion channel activity. The record is from RefSeq and is a predicted model, not a curated record. Gene Ontology annotation, biological process: monoatomic ion transport; transmembrane transport. NCBI's taxonomy places the organism in Eukaryota, Viridiplantae, Streptophyta, Magnoliopsida, Brassicales, Brassicaceae. Gene Ontology annotation, cellular component: membrane.